UCCGUCCCGGUGACCUCUAGAGACGGUUCGGUCCUCUCUCGUUGGAAUAGGGCCGAGCCUCGUGGCGCUGUAGCCGGACGCUCCUCCCCGUCAUGGACGUCCAGAGGCCCGGCUCCGUGGUGCGGCCGCCGAGCCCCAUGGACAGCCUGGAGAAGCAGCUGAGCUGCCCCAUCUGCCUGGACAUGUUCACCAAGCCCGUGGUCAUCCUGCCCUGCCAGCACAACCUGUGCCGCGGCUGCGCCAGCGACCUCUACGACUCGCGCAACCCGUACCGCUACUCGGGCGGCGUCUUCCGCUGCCCCACCUGCCGCUUCGAGGUGGUGCUGGACCGCCACGGCGUGCACGGGCUGCAGCGCAACCUGCUGGUGGAGAACAUCAUCGACCUGUACAAGCAGCAGCAGCAGGGCGGCGGCCCCGAGGCGCCCCCGAAGCCCAAAGAGUCCAAGGAGCCGAUGUGCCCGGAGCACGAGGACGAGAAGAUCAACAUCUACUGCGCCACGUGCCAGGUGCCCACCUGCUCCAUGUGCAAGGUGUUCGGCCAGCACAAGGACUGCGAGGUGGCGCCGCUGGCGAGCGUCUACCAGGCCCAGAGGGGCGAGCUGAGCGACGCCAUCGACGCCCUGGCGGCCGGCAACGGCCGGCUGCAGGCGCUGCUCGCCCAGAUGGAGGACGCGGGCCGCGCCGUCCAGGACAACGCGCAGCGCGCCAAGCUGGGCCUCGCCGAGCGCUUCGACCUGCUGUACGCCGUGCUGGAGGAGCGCAAGGCGGCGCUGCUGGAGCGGGUCGGCCGCGAGCAGGACGAGAAGGUGGCGGCGCUGCGGGCGCUGGCCCGGCGCUACGGCGAGCGGCUGCUGGCCAGCGCCGAGCUCACGGACGAGGCGGUGCGCGCCCUGGAGCGGGGCGGCGCCGCCCACUUCCUGUUGGCCUCCGAGACGCUCAUCGCGCAGACCCGGGACGCCGCCGCGGGCUCGCUGGGCGAGGAGAGGCCGGCGCCGGGCUUCGAGAAGAUGGACCACCUCGCCCUGUCGACGGAGAGCGUGGAGGCGGUCCUGGCCAAGAUGGACUUCGGGGCGUGCGACGACUUUGAGGAUGCAGAGGAGGAGGAGGAGGAGGAGGAAGAGUAGUGGAAGCGGUCACGGACUUGUAGGAAACGAUGUUUGUGGCCGGGACGGCGUGUGAGGAGAGAAAUACACGGUCACGGUACUUUCAGUGCAAUAUUUUAACGCCGAUGUCGUAUUCAUUCUAUUUCUUAACCUCUUUUUUUUUAUACUUUUGUACUUCUAAGUUGAGAGUAACGUAACUGUAGAUCGCCCAAAGGUCGAUCACACGCCGUGUGGCUCGGGGUCUGUUUGUGUGUUUCUCACGUUGUUGACGCUGAUCGUCUCUGGAUUGAGGAAUAAAAGCUGCGUGAAGUGAA
Molecule: messenger RNA, 1417 nt
Organism: Pseudoliparis swirei
Lineage: Eukaryota; Metazoa; Chordata; Actinopteri; Perciformes; Liparidae
Gene: trim63b
Product: tripartite motif containing 63b
Exons: 1
Coding region: 93-1124 (343 amino acids)
Molecular function (GO): zinc ion binding
Source: RefSeq, a predicted model, not a curated record